GCAACGCUGCGUUCUACAGCUCGCGUUCCCAUGAGUGUACGCAUGCGCAGUCUGAAUCUUCGAGCGGAAGAAGCCAAUGUUUUGGUUUUGAGUCUCGUCCACAUGCAUGGCUACGUUGACUGUCACUGUCAUAUCUCUGCGGGGGAUUUUGACAAGGACAUCGAUGAGGUGAUCGAGAGUUCAAAGAAGGCUGGGUUGUUGGCGCUGUUAGCCGUGGCCGAGCAUGCUGGGGAAUUUGACAAGAUUAUUGAUUUGUCGCAGAGGUUUCCAGGUUUUAUUUUUCCGUGCUUAGGAGUCCAUCCUGUUCAGCAGGUGUCCCCAGAACAGCAGAGGGGGGCUUCUCUCCAGGAUCUAGAUGCUGCUCUGCCCAUAAUAGAAAAAUACAAAGACCACCUUGUGGCUAUUGGAGAGGUGGGUUUGGAUUUUACUCCCAGGUAUGUCAGCAGUGAUGGUGACAAAGACAGCCAACGGCAGGUCCUCAUUCGUCAGGCUCAGAUAGCCAAGGAACUGGAUCUCCCUCUAAAUGUCCAUUCACGGUCUGCAGGACGACCCACCAUCCACCUCCUGCAGGAGCAAGGGGUCAAAAAUGCCCUGCUUCAUGCUUUCGAUGGGAAACCGUCUGUUGCCAUGGAGGGGGUAAAGGCUGGAUAUUUCUUUUCUAUCCCACCCUCCAUAAUACGGAGUGAGCAGAAGCAGAAACUUGUGAAACAGCUGCCCUUAGAGAACAUCUGUCUAGAAACCGACUCGCCCGCUCUCGGUCCAGAAAAGCAGGUGAGAAAUGAGCCCCAUAACAUCAGUAUUUCUGCUGAGUACAUCAGUAAGGUCAAAGGAGUGUCGCUGCAGACGGUGGUGGAGGUGACCACACAGAACGCUCUCCGACUCUUUCCAAAGCUAAAGUCUGCCAUCAGAGCCUGACAAAGCUUCAGAAGUUUCCUUCAUCAUAUGUCCAACUUAAUGUGGAAGUGGGAUCGAACCAUGAUGCCCUGAAGCUACCUAUCAGAAGCUAAAACGCCUUUAUGUGGCCUGUAUACGUGUAACUGAGUGCUUAUUCUUAAACAAAGAAAUAUGGGAUAACAAUUUCA
Molecule: messenger RNA, 1082 nt
Organism: Scatophagus argus
Lineage: Eukaryota; Metazoa; Chordata; Actinopteri; Scatophagidae
Gene: tatdn3l
Product: putative deoxyribonuclease TATDN3
Exons: 10
Coding region: 31-915 (294 amino acids)
Molecular function (GO): hydrolase activity, acting on ester bonds
Source: RefSeq, a predicted model, not a curated record